Molecule: messenger RNA, 1279 nt
Organism: Oldenlandia corymbosa var. corymbosa
Lineage: Eukaryota; Viridiplantae; Streptophyta; Magnoliopsida; Gentianales; Rubiaceae
Source: the annotation of a GenBank genome assembly
GUGAAAACUUAAUUUAGGAGAAUUCUAAUUGUAUUACAGGUUUGAUGUUAUUUGUGUGCUGUGCCACAAAUUAACCGUCAUGGUGAAAUUGUAGGGUUAGGUGUUGGGUAAAAACUUAAGAAGGAAAAAAAAGAGAAGUAUAUGAUAAAAAGGGAAAAAAAAAUGACAGUUUCACUAAACUCCUUAUAUUAUAUUAUGUCUGAACCGCCCACUCAAGAAUACUCUUCACCUUUUUUCCUCUUCUCUUACUCUCUAUAAUAAUUCUUUCACCGAUAAACACACACACACACACAGAGAAAUCCCUUUUUAACUCCAAUCUCCAAAACCUCAAACCCAGAAAAGAAGAUUGAAUUUGUUUGUAGGAAAUACCAGCGACCAUGUCUUCGCCAAGCAAACGCCGUGAGAUGGAUUUAAUGAAACUGAUGAUGAGUGACUACAAGGUGGAGAUGAUGAAUGAUGGCAUGCAGGAAUUUACGGUGGAAUUUCAUGGGCCUAAAGAGAGUCCUUAUCAAGGUGGUGUGUGGCGGAUAAGAGUGGAAUUGCCAGAUGCUUAUCCUUAUAAAUCUCCUUCAAUAGGUUUUGUCAACAAGAUUUACCACCCCAAUGUGGAUGAAAUGUCAGGUUCAGUUUGUUUGGAUGUUAUCAAUCAGACAUGGAGCCCCAUGUUUGAUUUGGUGAAUGUAUUUGAGGUGUUUCUUCCUCAACUUCUUUUGUAUCCCAAUCCAUCUGAUCCGUUGAAUGGGGAAGCUGCUGCUCUUAUGAUGCGUGAUCGAAAUGCUUAUGAUCAGAGAGUUAAAGAGUAUUGUGAAAAGUACGCCAAACCAGAGGAUGCCGGUGCUGUCCCGGAGGAAAAAUCUAGUGACGAGGAGGUGAGUGAAGACGAGUACGCGUCCAGUGAUGAGGAAGUUGCUGGCAAAGCUGAUCCCUGAGAAUGAAGGGAUACAAAGAUUUCUUUUAACUGUGUCUGUACAUGAAUAAGUCUUAAUAUGUAACAGAUUUCCCAUUUGCUGAAAGAAUAGUUCAUGCUUCUGUUUUCAUGUUGUACUCGCAUUGUCCAUAUUCAUUCAUUCUGUCUUACACCAAGUUGUUGUGGUGACUUAAAGCUAAGUAAGUCAGCAGGCUUGAUUUGGUUCGAGUAUUAGGGUUGCUUAAGAAUUCUCAAGAACAUAUGAAAUUUGUCGGCUUAUCUUUAAUGUAGAAUGCAUUUAUGGAAACAGGCCUAGAUUGUCGAUAUGCCAUUUGUGGUUGAGUUCUUGCCAUUAUUGUUUCUACUGCGAGC